AGUUUUGCUGGGGGCGGGGCCGCGCAGGGGCUGCCGGGAGCUGUAGUCCGGGGGGCCUGGUGCGGAGCGAUGCAGAAAUACGAGAAGCUGGAGAAGAUCGGGGAAGGGACCUACGGGACCGUGUUCAAAGCCAAGAACAGGGAGACCCAUGAGAUCGUGGCGUUGAAGAGAGUCCGGCUAGAUGAUGACGACGAGGGUGUUCCCAGCUCUGCCCUGCGGGAGAUCUGCCUGCUCAAGGAGCUGAAACACAAGAACAUUGUCAGGCUGCACGAUGUCCUGCACAGUGACAAGAAGCUGACGCUGGUGUUCGAGUUCUGUGACCAGGACCUGAAGAAAUACUUUGACAGCUGCAAUGGGGACCUGGACCCUGAGAAUGUCAAGUCCUUCAUGUACCAGCUGCUGAAGGGCCUUGCCUUCUGCCACAGCCGCAAUGUGCUGCACAGAGAUCUCAAACCCCAGAACCUGCUGAUCAACAGAAACGGGGAGCUCAAACUUGCCGACUUCGGCUUGGCUCGGGCCUUCGGGAUCCCUGUGCGCUGUUAUUCGGCAGAGGUUGUCACGCUGUGGUACCGCCCCCCUGACGUGCUGUUUGGUGCCAAGCUGUACUCCACCUCCAUAGACAUGUGGUCAGCCGGCUGCAUCUUCGCAGAGCUGGCCAAUGCCGGGCGGCCCCUGUUCCCGGGGAACGACGUGGACGACCAGUUGAAGAGGAUUUUCCGGUUGCUGGGAACCCCCACCGAAGAGCAGUGGCCGGCCAUGACCAAGCUCCCAGACUACAAGCCGUACCCCAUGUACCCUGCAACAACGUCGCUGCUCAACGUGGUGCCCAAACUCAAUGCCACAGGUCGGGACCUGCUCCAGAACCUGCUGAAGUGCAACCCAGUGCAGCGGAUCUCAGCCGAGGAGGCACUGCAGCAUUCCUACUUCACGGACUUCUGCCUCCCGUAGAGACUGCCCGGAGCUGGGCCUGCCGGACCAGCAUCUGCCCUGCUCCACUGGCGCGGUGGGGAGGGGGGUGGAGGGGGAUGUCCCGGGGCCAGGGCACUGGGUGAUAGGCAGGGCCUGCGUCCUCCCCCCCCCCCCAGGUAUUUAUUAGGUUUUUAACCCAUUGCAGCGCCUGGUUUUCUACCAGUCUCUGCUGGGACCCCAUGGACAGGAGCCAGCCCCCUCCCUGCCCUGCUGCGAGUGCUCAUCGCCCUGGUACCGUGCCGUGUCACCUGGCUCCCACGGGACAGAGACGGCCCUGGGGUUCCAGUGGGGCACAGGAAAGGGGGGAGCCACUGCUGUCCCUUCCUUCGCCAGGGGUCCAGGGACGAGGGGCGGCUCCUCCUGGGCUGGCAUGGGACGUGGUGCCCCCGGCGCAGGCUGCCCCUUCUUGCCACGUCCCCUGCAGGCCCCUGGGCCCUGGCUGUGCCUCUGCCUGGGUGGGGCCCCCCUCCAGCUGGGACUCCUUGGGGGGCCAGGCAGCUUCCCUCCCCCUUGUACCGUGCUCCUGUGUGGCUGAAGGUGUAUGUUUAAUUUCAUAAACAGUUCCCCUCCCCCAGCCCGCGUCCUGCGCU
Messenger RNA from Mauremys mutica (yellowpond turtle), 1559 nucleotides. RefSeq names its product cyclin dependent kinase 5 (gene CDK5). The transcript is spliced from 12 exons. Gene Ontology annotation, cellular component: nucleus; cytoplasm. Bases 70 to 948 code for a protein of 292 amino acids. Gene Ontology annotation, biological process: axonogenesis; synaptic vesicle transport; protein phosphorylation. NCBI's taxonomy places the organism in Eukaryota, Metazoa, Chordata, Testudines, Geoemydidae. Gene Ontology annotation, molecular function: ATP binding; cyclin-dependent protein serine/threonine kinase activity. The record is from RefSeq and is a predicted model, not a curated record.